Sphaeramia orbicularis (orbiculate cardinalfish) is the source of this 3918-nucleotide messenger RNA. It is a transcript of the gene fscn2a, whose product is annotated as fascin actin-bundling protein 2a, retinal. NCBI's taxonomy places the organism in Eukaryota, Metazoa, Chordata, Actinopteri, Kurtiformes, Apogonidae. Gene Ontology annotation, cellular component: actin cytoskeleton; cytoplasm. The transcript has 6 exons. Gene Ontology annotation, molecular function: protein-macromolecule adaptor activity; actin filament binding. Gene Ontology annotation, biological process: cell migration; actin filament bundle assembly; establishment or maintenance of cell polarity. Bases 268 to 1743 code for a protein of 491 amino acids. The record is from RefSeq and is a predicted model, not a curated record.
UUUAAUCCUAACUCAUUAAGGAACAGUGAGCAUGUGCCUGUGCAAGCCCUCUGGGGAGAGACAGAGAAAGUGACAGGAGACGGAAGGAACAUUAAACAAUCCAUCAAGGGAGAUAAGUGGAGCUAAUUUACGGCUUGAGAGACAAAGGAGAAAAGGCGAGCAUUUUAGUUUUUCUUCUCAGUCUCAUGCCUGCUUUACCUGAUUACCCUUUCCUUUGUGAGUCCUAAACCUUUUUAAUUGCAAUCCUAAGGUGUGGCCUGGUAAAGCAUGCCCACAAACGGAAUUAACAAGGCCUUGAAGCUGCAAUUUGGCCUCAUCAACUAUGAGAACCGCUACUUGACAGCUGAGGCCUUCGGCUUCAAGGUGAAUGCCUCUGGCAUUAGCAUGAAGAAAAAACAGAUCUGGACGUUGGAGCAAGAAGACCAGGAUAGUCAAGUGGUGUUCCUCCGUAGUCACCUGGGACGGUAUCUGGCCUCCGACAAAGACGGGAAGAUCACAUGUGGGGCAGAGAAGCCAGACCCUGAGUGUCGAUUCCUUAUUGUGGCCCAGUCUGAUGGUCGCUGGGCGCUUCAAUCAGAGCCUUACCUGCGUUACUUCGGUGGCUCAGCUGACUACCUGUCCUGCUUCGCCCAGGCUAUUGGGGAACAAGAGCUGUGGGCUGUCCAUUUGGCUCUACACCCACAGGCCAGCCUGCUUAGCGUGGCACGCAAACGCUAUGCCCAUCUGUCUGCUACAGAUGGAGAGAUCUCAGUGGACAGCAACAUCCCCUGGGGAGUGGACUCUCUGGUCACCUUGGUGUAUACUGAUGGCAAGUACAGCCUGAAGACCUGCGACAGCCGUUUCCUCAGCAAUGAUGGAAAACUGGUGAAAGAGCACAGCAAUACGACUAGUUUUACACUGGAGCUGAAAUCUGGCAAGCUGGCCUUUAAGGACUGUGAUGGGAAGUAUCUGACCCCAGUAGGUCCUACAGGUACACUGAGGUCUGGCCGAUGCUCCAAACCUGGAAAAGAUGAGCUGUUUGAUCUUGAGGAGAGUCACCCACAAGUAGUUUUUCAAGCUGCCAAUAAAAGAUUUGUCUCAGUCAAACAAGGGGUGAGUAUUUCAGCCAAUCAAGAUGUGGAGACAGACAUGGAGACCUUCCAGAUGGAAAUUGACAAAGAGAGCAAGAAGCCUAUGUUCAGGACCAAUGGCGGAUCCUACUGGACUCUAGUGACUCAUGGAGAGAUCCAAUCUACUGCAACAGAGGUAGAGGUCAACACUAUGUUUGACAUUGAAUGGCAAGGACAGAGGGUGGCACUCAAAGCAAGUAAUGGGAAGUAUGUGUGUACAAAGAAGAAUGGCCAGCUCUCAGCAGUCAGUGAUACUGUGGGUGAUGAUGAAUUAUUCCUGAUGAAACUCAUCAACCGCCCGAUGCUUAUUCUUCGCGGAGAGAAUGGUUUUGUGUGCCACCACAAGAACUCCAACACUUUGGAUGCUAAUCGAUCAGUCUAUGACAUCUUCUCAUUGAUCUUCAAUGAUGGCGCCUAUCACAUAAAAAGUGUGAAUGGAAAGUUCUGGUACGUCUCCAGCAGUGGCCUAGUGUGUUCAGAUGGAGAUAAGUCAGAGGACUUCUUCCUUGAGUUCCUGGAACACGGACGCAUCGCCAUAAAAGGCUCCAACGGCAAGUACCUUCGUGGAGACCAGGGGGGCACGCUGAUGGGCGAUGGCACAUCUGUGGAUGUAGCUUCUCUCUGGGAAUAUUAACGUCUGUCAUCGCAAUCCUUAAAGAGUGAGCUCGAUGACAGGGCGCAGGACCCACAACGACCAGCAUCAACUUGACGUGAACUUUUUUCUGCCUGUUUUUUUUCUAGCUGCCAUUUGCCCAAACCCUUUUUUAUUGGAGACAAGUGAAAAUCUUUAGGAAGACAUGUGUGACUUAUCUCUUAAAUGCUAAAUGUUUUAUCUUUGAAAUGACAAUGCCAACAUUGAAGAAUCCACACUUUGUGGAAAUUUGUAAUUUUCAAGAGCAUAACAACAAUGGCGGUACCACUUCUUUCAAACAUAUAUUGUUCAGUAUUAGUAGAAGAGGGCAGCGACACUGAUCAGUCACUAUUUAAAGCUUCCUACUAUUCACCAUGAUGACCUAAAACAAAGCUGCCAUGUCAGUUUUUUUUUUUUUUAUCUCCCCGAUCUCUGCAAAGAUUUGUGAUUGGGCAAAAUCUCCCACCAGACUUUGUGAAGUUUGCAAACAGAUCCAAGAUGAGGUGCAAAACCCUACUCCAGGGUUAGACCACUUGAAUUUAAACAUGUGGGAAGCUUAUUGCAGAUUUUUUUUCCCCAAUGAUGCCAAGUCUAAUGAAGCUUUAAAGUGCUUUUGCCAGUCUGAGUUCUUUUCUGAAUGCUUUUGGCACAUUUUCUCUUUGGCCUAUUUGAAAAGCAUCUCCAUGAAUGGCAACAAAAGGAUCUUUAUUCCUUCUCCUGCUGAUAAAUGGCACCGACUAAAUUGCCUAAAUAUUUUCCAGAGUUGCAAAAGCCUAUGCAAUGUUUUUGUCAUUUAAUUAAAAUAUGGCCAAUUCUGGUAAAAAAAAUAGAAAAAUAUAAACACUCCAAAACAAUAGUGAAAAAUAAAAAUAAAACAAAUAGACACGAUCAGUGUGGCUGCUUUCUGAGGAUCACCUCACAAACAGGUACACACACAUACUUCCAAACUUCAUUUGGUUUAGGUAACAUGUUCUUCAUAUACUGUCGUUAUCAGGAUCUGUCUCGAGUUAAUUCUGUCAACAACCCCUCCAUGUUGCAGCUCUUAGAUGAUUUUAGUAUCAUGACAUUUUCUUUGGUGUCAGUCUAAGCAAAACUAUUGAACCACUGUACCAAGGCACCAUUCACAAAGAGUAUCAGGAGCAUUAGAGCAUUAGAAACAUUAGGGACAUGCAAAAAACAGUAGAGGAACAUAUUUCAAUAGACUACACAUCAUUUUUAAUGUACCAGGUGUGAACUCAGAAAGUGCUUCUCUGGUGUUCUGCCUAGGGGCCUUAAAUCAUUCUGCACGCUAUAUCCCUUUAUACCCUGUUCUCAUUUUCAGAGUUAGAAAAUAGAUAUUUUUUACAAAUUAUGUGUUGCUUAGUAGGACAUUUUUAAAGUGGAAUCAUAAGAUUUACUAACCACACUCCAACUGAGGCAUGGAGGAAAUGUAUUUCUUUUAAUACAACCUUGAAAUUAAGCGUGUUUCUUCUGUUUAUCCAUAGCCAGAUUAGAGAACAUUACACUGAUGUUGGAAAAUGAGUGCACUCCCAAACAGCUCCUUCUGGCUGUUUUGGAGAAAACAUUUCACCUGACAGAGCCGGGCAAUCUAUCCUCCCUCUGCUUCCAGCCUUUCAAAGCUGAAGCCAAGACUGUCUUCUCAUCAACGUCUGGAUAGGAAGGCAAACAUAUUUAUUUCACCGAAUGAGAGUUCCUUAUGGAAACCUACCCAGCUCUGUAUAUUUCUAAAAAAUGUGAUCAGUAGCCUCUAACUUUAGCUUAAAAGGAGAAAAUUAGUAUUUUGACUGUGUCACAUCAAGGAUCAAUGUCCCGCAGAUGCCCAUCAGUUUACUAAGGGCACAAGCUGUUCAGACUUGAUUGCUACAGAUGCUGAUGACAAAGAGGACAAACUGAACAGAAUAUCACUUAGCCUGUAGACUUACAUCGGUUCAGGGAGAUCUAAAAUUCACUAUAGGUCGAGUAACAUGUUUAAAUCAAUUGUUUUGUGAUGUGUGGAACUUGCAAGUAGAAAAUCAUGGUAGAAAGCAAUGUCUUAAAGGUCACCUGAGCAUCCUGUGUCAGCUCUAUAGAGAGCCUCCAGCCAUAUUUUAGAAUGUAUCUAAUAUUUAUAGAUGUCUAUUGUGUUCUGUUUUUGGAAUUACUAAUGAAAAUAAAAAAAAAAACUGUCAAAACACUUUU